This is a messenger RNA of Arachis duranensis, 902 nucleotides long. RefSeq names its product glutathione S-transferase 3. The record is from RefSeq and is a predicted model, not a curated record. Gene Ontology annotation, molecular function: glutathione transferase activity. Gene Ontology annotation, cellular component: cytoplasm. Lineage: Eukaryota; Viridiplantae; Streptophyta; Magnoliopsida; Fabales; Fabaceae. The coding region runs from base 189 to 848 and encodes 219 amino acids. The transcript has 2 exons. Gene Ontology annotation, biological process: glutathione metabolic process.
GCUCUAACUUUUGAAAUUCCAAAAGUUUUCUACCGCGCUCAUCAUUAUUUCAUUCUUUUCUGUUAUAAAACUUUGUCCCUGUUUUUUGUAGUCAACAACUGGAGUGAGUAGUAGGAGUGGAGCCACAGAACAACUUAUAUCCCUUAGCUUGAAUUUUGUUAGAUCCUUAAUUAGGAACUACAAUAAAUAUGGAGAACGAGGUUGUUCUGUUGGAUACAUGGCCAAGCAUGUUUGGUAUGAGGGCUAGGAUUGCAUUGGCUGAAAAGGGUGCCAAUUAUGAGUACAAGGAGCAAGAUCUUUGGAGCAAGAGUUCUUUGCUUCUUCAGGUGAAUCCAAUUCACAAGAAGGUUCCAGUUCUGAUCCAUAAUGGUAGAUCAAUAUGUGAAUCUGCAAUUAUAGUUCAGUACAUUGAUGAGGUUUGGAAUGACAAAUUUCCAAUCAUACCCUCGGAUCCUUAUGAGAGAGCUCAGGCCAGAUUUUGGGUUGACUUCAUUGACCAAAAGUAUAAUAAUACGUGGAUGAAACUAUGGCUCUCGGAAGGUGAAGAACAUGAAACAUGUAAGAAGGAGUUGAUCUCCAAUUUGAAGCAACUAGAGGAUAUUUUGGGAGAAAAAGCAUUUUAUGGGGGUGACACUUUUGGGUUUCUUGAUAUUUGUCUCAUCACAUUUUAUAGCUGGUUUUAUACCUUUGAGAAUUACGGCAAUUUCAAAAUGGAAGCAGAGUGUCCUAAAUUGAUGGCUUGGGCCAAAAGGUGCAUGCAGAGAGACACUGUUUCUAAGUCACUUGUUGAUGAUAGGAAGGUGUAUGAUUAUGUUGUACAAGCCAUAAAGAAUGCCUUUGGAAAAUAGAAGCACACUUCUAUUUUGUAUAAUAAAGGUGUUAGUGCAAUAAUUAUGCAUUUU